UGGAGACCCUACUCAUUUUCCUGAAGACAUUGAAGCCAUCAUAGACAAAAGAGCAUUGUUCAAAGUCCAGCUUAAGAAUAUAGCAGAGAGCAGUUCAUAUAGAGGACCGAUUUCGUAUGGAGUUAUUUCGAUGAUGAGGGAUGCAGAUAUUUUGAAAAUUUAUGAAGAACCAAAGGCAGAUGCUAAACGGCUUGAUGAACCAUCAGAUGUGGAGAAGACUGGAUCAUCAGGAAACAACUUAGCAGGAAGCACAGCACGCUCCAAAUCUGUUGAUGUUGUUGAUUUAGAAAAGGUACAUUAUUUGGAAAGAUUUUGAGGUUGCCUAUUCCCAUUUCAAAGAAAGAGAAAUAUUCUUAUUUCUAUACGCAUGAAUGGUGGCUUCAGGAAACUGUUGAUGGUGUCACUCCGACACAGACAAAAAGUGGAAGGUUGGAACAAGAAGGUGACACACUUAAAAGGAACUUGCUGGGGGAGUUUUCAAGCACUACCAAGAAGCUGAAGACGAAAAUCAAGAAAGAACCAAUAUAAAGGACCAGAUUAUGGGCUGAUUGGAUUGAAUGAAUUAUGUUUUUGUUUAAACUAUUAAGAGAUGCAUUUUAAAUAGUAUUUGCCAUUAACUCUAAUUUUUGCUUAACUUCCUAACUCUGAGCUUGGCUUUUGGGUCACUAAGCCUGUGCUUAUGUUGAUUUUUGAUAAUAUGUACUACGUACUUGGUAAUGGUUGGUAGGCUUA
This is a messenger RNA of Cuscuta europaea, 732 nucleotides long. NCBI's taxonomy places the organism in Eukaryota, Viridiplantae, Streptophyta, Magnoliopsida, Solanales, Convolvulaceae. The record is from the annotation of a GenBank genome assembly.